Messenger RNA from Silurus meridionalis, 1468 nucleotides. RefSeq names its product lin-52 DREAM MuvB core complex component (gene lin52). Bases 235 to 573 code for a protein of 112 amino acids. Lineage: Eukaryota; Metazoa; Chordata; Actinopteri; Siluriformes; Siluridae. The record is from RefSeq and is a predicted model, not a curated record. Gene Ontology annotation, cellular component: DRM complex. The transcript is spliced from 6 exons. Gene Ontology annotation, biological process: regulation of DNA-templated transcription.
GGUGAUACUGGGGCUUAAACCAUUUACUAUAAAACUGAUGCAGCUUUCAAACAAGUACAUGAAAAUCAACCUGUGAGUUCAGUAAUGACCAGCACUACUCUUAAACAUAUGACCAACUGCGCUGUACACUUCAUUGCCCAGCAGUGUUCCGAUAGGGCGGGGCGUUUUCCCCGUCCCCCCAGUUAACAACUUCUCAACGAUUGGCUUUAGGACGUCACGUGACUUGAUGUCAAAAUGGCGUCUCCGAAUGGAGCUGAGGACUUUGAGUCGUCUUUGCUGAGUUAUGAAAAGCUUGACCGAGCUUCACCUGACCUCUGGCCAGAACAGUUGCCAGGGGUUUCAGAAUUUGCUGCUUCAUUUAAAAACCCAAUAACAAAUUCUCCACCCAAGUGGAUGGCAGAAUUGGAGUCUGAAGACAUUGAAAUGUUGAAAGAGCUGGGAAGUCUGACCACAGCUAAUCUGAUGGAAAAAGUGAAAGGGCUGCAGAAUUUGGCAUAUCAGCUGGGCUUAGAAGAGUCCAGAGAAAUGACGAGAGGGAAAUUCCUUAACAUCUUGGAGAGGCCAAAAAAAUGAAGCCCGAUGGGAGGACUGACUGUGUUUGGACCCAUCAUAAGAGACUUUGUAGCAAAAAUAACAGUGCCAUGAUCUGUAACUUUUGAAAAGCUUAGCUGGAUACAUUUAUUUAUAUACGCAGAAUUACCAGGUUAUAAGGUAUAUAUGCAAGCAUCUACCAUUUUCUCAGGUAAACCUACCAUGUAGGUGUACUGUCUAGAGGGAUAAUUACUAUUUACUGUAGCUAAACUGUUCAUAUGUACAGUCUGUCAGCUGCUGGCGUCCACGUUGACUGGGGAAGGGGUACAUUAGGACCAUGGCUGACCAGGUAUCAUUCAAGUGUGAAAACAGGUGCAUCAGUGACACUGAGCUGGCAGUGUGUGUGUGUGUGUGUGUGUGUGUGUGUGUGUGUGUGUGUGUGUGUGUGUGUGUGUGUGUGUGUGGCACUGGUGUGUAUCAGUUGCACCAUGUAGGUGCAACAUCUUUAGUCAAAAGCAGACAAAAAUAUCCCACCAACAGCAUCUCGAGCUACUGAUGAAUAAUAAGCUAAAGUGUGUAACUGUACACCUUCAAGGUGCGUCAAACAGCCUGCGUUUAUUAAGUGGCCAGUAAAAAACAGUGUUUAAAAGCAUAGUGCGGUUCUGCUGAUAUUCAUACGAGCACAACACACUAUCAUGUUGCCGUCAUGCUGAAAAGUGUUCAGCACUGGUCUACAGUGGUUCGUUACCAGUAAGUGGAUAAGGUUUAGUCGCCUCUAAUCUACAUGAUUCUAUAUGGUAGGUGUACCUGAAGAAAUGGCAAGUGGGUGUAGUUACAGGUAGGGUGACCUGAUGCAAGUUCCAAUACAUGUAUAAUGUGUAAAAUAUUUUGGAUUGUUUUUCCUUAAUUAAAUGCUGUUUGUCUGCUUUAUAUUUAA